This is a messenger RNA of Candidula unifasciata, 1885 nucleotides long. NCBI's taxonomy places the organism in Eukaryota, Metazoa, Mollusca, Gastropoda, Stylommatophora, Geomitridae. The record is from the annotation of a GenBank genome assembly.
CCGGCGUAUGAACACGUUGACUCUGCAGAGACAUACACAACUCCUGGAGGUGCUAGAGAUGCCCCAGUUGAUGGAUACCUGCGUGCGGAACGGCUACUACGAGGAGGCCCUGGAACUGGCGGCUCAUGUUAAGAGGCUUGAGAAGAAGCACCCAAACAUUCCUGUUAUUGCUGGCAUUGUUCAAGAGGUGAAGGUUUCCACACAGCUGAUGUUGAACCAGCUGAUUCAACAGCUGAGGUCCAACUUGCAGCUGCCAGCUUGCCUGCGAGUCAUUGGCUUUCUUCGCCGAAUGGAUGUGUUCACUGAAGCAGAGCUCAGGAUCAAAUUUCUUCAGGCCAGAGACUCCUGGUUUCAGAGUAUUUUGGAUGCCAUACCUAAAGGAGAUGCGUACACACACAUCACAAAAACCAUUGAAGUCAGCCGUGUACACCUGUUUGACAUUAUGACUCAGUUCCGGGCAAUCUUCUCUGAUGAGGAUCCAUUGAUCAGUACAGGGAAAGAAGAAGGUGUGAAUGAAACGUUGUUGUUCCAGAGUUGGGUUCUUCAAAAAAUUUCUCAGUUCUUAUGUACCCUGGAACGCGAUCUCGAAGAGGGAACAGGUGGGCGACUGGAUUCCAUCCUGGGACAGUGCAUGUAUUUUGGUCUGUCGUUCAGUCGGGUCGGGGCUGAUUUCCGAGGCCUGCUGGCCCCGGUGUUUGAAAGAGCUGUCCUGAGAUACUUCAGCUGUGCUCUGAGGGAGGCCAAUAAAAAGUUUGAAGAGAACAUGCAAUCCUUCAAUUUGCUGGGCUUGACAUCCUCAGGGAGUCUGACUUUAGGCUUAGCAUCUUCUCAAAGUGGUCAGCUGUACCCACCCACAACACUGCUGGACUUCUACCCACUUGUGGCCUAUUGCAACCAUGUGCUGGCUGCCUUCAAUGACCUUCGCCUGUGCUCACCUUUGAACUUGGCUUGUAAAAUUGCAGAUGAGCUGCGGAGGUCACUUUUGGAUGUCAAUCGAGUCAUUUUGGCAUUUUACAGAGCUGAAGAGACGACUUUCAAUGCUAAAGAAAAGGACCAGUUUGAGCAGUUCUGUGCGACCUAUGCAACUGAUCUCCUGCCUUACCUGAACAGAUGUAUGCAGACUCUGUUUCCGCCGGCACAGUUGGCUCAUGCUCUGGGGAUAUCUCUGACAGAGCUGGCUAAAAGGGGCAACAUAGGUCAGGUUGAUCUGUCUGUGGUUUUGUCCGGAGUGAGGCAUCUAAUGCCGGCCCCUUCAGCUCCUGCUGGGCCAGAACCCAGUGACGAAGCAGCAAAACCUGUGACAUUCACACUGGGCUCUGAUGGUGAUGAUGGUCACAUAGAAGAGCUUGCGGGCAGAAGCCAGGUAUCAUCUUCUCCUCCUGUAGUAUCUUCUGCUGAGUCUUUAACAGUGCUGCCAGGAUCAUCAGGUGACCAGUAUGAUAUCCCAGGAUCCAUCAGUCCUGAGAGUGGUAAAGCUCUAGCUGUUUCAGGUAUGUCUAACCAAGAGGUUGAAGUUGAAGGGUCAGGACCUCUGGUCUCUGAUGUUGCAGUUUUACCACCGUUUGCCUCCGAUGAAGUUGAAGAAUCCGGACUAGGUGAUGGAAGAACUGAAGCUUUACAGUUAUAUCCAGAGUUGGCAGAGAAAACUGCGGACAGCAAGGACAGUGAAGAUACUCCAGCAGUACCACACACAGAUCAGCAUCCAGGUGAACAACCAUUGGCGGUUUCUGGUCCCCCUGACAUGAUUGCCCCAGCUGUAGUCUCAGGAGGCUGGGAUACCCAGGAGUUUGACCUGGAUAAUUUAGAUGAUGUGAAUAUAGAAGAUUCAGGUGCCCUAGUUGAUCUGGAUCUGCUGCCGACUCCUGAAGAAAAUGCCCAAAAUUGA